GAGGUCCAAGCCAAGUUCAAGCCAUCGUCACCAUGUGGAGCAAUCUCGUAUCCCCUUUGCUAUGAUGCCUGAGAACCCGAGAUUGGAACUUCCACUCGUAUCCCUUUUCGUUCUGCGCUAUUGGUGCAGAUGUCUCACAUCCAGCGGCGUGGCUCAAGUCGCCUGUGUCCAGCAGCCGUCAGGCGCGUCGCGCAACGGUCAGCAAUCGAUAUGAUCGCCCCGACAGCGCUACGAAUGGCGGAAGAGCAUCGCGUUGGCCGCUAGAGCAUCCUUCAGCCCUGCACGGCUGUUUAGACACUUGCAGACCAAUAUUCCACCCGGGCGUCUCCUUUCCAUUCACCUCGACUCUUCACAAAGUGCGCCGCAUGCCUACUGAUCCCAAAGCGUCAUGAAUGCGUAUGAUGGCACGUCUUCGACGAUGCCUGCUUGUAGCAUCUAGUCUUAUUGGGUCCUCCUAUCAGAAAGACCCCAUCGUUGACUUCUGCCGACGAUGGGGUCACCAAACGGCGCAGGUUGAUGGGAGGUUGUAUAUUGACGGUGGCAUGGUAGAUUGGAACACGGAUGACGCGAACUUUACAAAUACAGCGUUACUAUUCAGCGACCUCAACUCUUCGACGCCUGACGGCCAGCCUUACCAGUAUGCAAAUCUCUCGAAACCUUCCGAGAUACCCAGUGUCUCUGGCGGAAUCCUCUGGCCCGAUGAGACCAACAAGUGCUUCUACCAGUUUGGAGGUGCAUUCACGAACGGGACACCUGGCGAGGUCAGCAUGUGGACCUACGACGUACUCCUCGACCAAUGGAACAAGACUGGUAACAAGGCUGCUGGCGUUUCCGCUACACAAAGAGUGGCGUAUGGUGCCGGCACACACAUUGAGGGGUUGGGAUUGGGAUUCUACCUCGGAGGCUAUAGGAGCAACGAAACGGAUCCGAACUGGACUGGCAAUGCAAUCGCAACAGCUGACCUCGUACGCUUCGAAUACACUACCGGGCUACUGUCUAACAACAGCGGGCCUGACGACAAUGUGGGCAGAGCUGAGGGACAGAUGGUAUAUUUACCGAUAUCAGACAGCGGUCUAUUGGUGUAUUUUGGUGGCAUCGAAGAUCCACAACAAAACGGCACCUCUUUACCGGCAAAUAUGAGUGAGAUACACAUGUAUGAUGUCCAGUCAUCGAAAUGGUACACUCAAACCGCCACCGGCAACAUCCCAGGCGCACGCCGACAGUUCUGCGCUGGCGCCACAUGGGCUGACGACCAGUCUUCUUACAACAUUUAUCUAUAUGGUGGAUACGGGUUCGGUGAUCCGCUUGCUUACGACGAUGCAUACAUUCUUUCGCUUCCAUCAUUCACAUGGAUCAAGGCAUUUCCUACCGACAACAGUACCGGGUCUUAUCCUCACGGAGGCUGCAGUGCGAACGUAGUGACUAGGGAUCAGAUGAUCAUCAUUGGAGGCUGGUUCCCAACAUCUGAUUUGUGUGACUCGCCGCGAGUGCAAGGCCAGCAUGGUAUGAACCUAGGGUAUAAUGGCGAGAGGAAGAGUUUGUGGGACAAGUACGAUCCGGAGCUAUCCACAUACUUCGUUCCAACACCCAUUAUAUCUGCUAUUGGCGGCGGACCUACUGGAGGAGCUACUAAAACAGCCCCUGCUUCAUGGGAUAAUCCCGACCUAGCCGUGUAUUACUCCCUCAAAGCCCCAUCAAUUACGCGGGCAGCGACACGUGCGCUACCUUCGAGUACUGGUACUUCCUCAGGGGGCUCGAACAAGAGUAGAGUGGGCGCUAUUGCUGGUGGCGUCGUGGGAGGUCUCGCAGUGCUCAUCGCUAUACUAUGUCUCAUAUUGUUCUGCCUGCACCGCAAAAAGAAAUCUAGGAAAGAGAAGGAUGAACAGCCAGCCGAGCUGCCCCCGCCAGUAGAACUCGGUGUCACUACCCCGCCUCAGGAACUGCCAACGCCUGGUAUGGGCAAGUACAUGCCUUUGCAUCAGCAGCAGGAACAGUACUCGCCGUACUCUGGAAUGGCAUCCUUGAACUCUCCGCACUCCGCAUACGCCCAGCAGUCGUCGGUAUCCGGAUCGCCGCCACACGCAACCCCCUACGGCUCUCCGCACGACAGCAACUAUGCGCAUCCAUCGUAUCCACCACCCUCGCAUGCUCGAUCUCCAUCUUGGGAACACGCGCAAUUCUCAACCAUGGACACGCGGUACUCAGCACAGGGCCAACCUUCGCCAACCUCGCCCAUCCACCCUUCCCAUGCUCCGCCACAGGAGGCACAGCUCUACUACCCGCCACCUCGAGAACUAGCAUACCAGCCAUCUGCGAUCUCUCCAGUUGGCUUCAGCGGUUAUGACUCUGUGCAGUAUCACGACAAUGUCUCUUCGCCGUUGCCACCGCCGCCCGCCAGCACGAUGCCAACACCUACGCAGUUCUACGCACAACCGGCUCCCGUUCCUCGCGACCCGGGGUCAGGGUAUGCACAGCCUUCGACAGACAGUGGUAGGUAUGGAGACGGCUUUGAGCGUGUAGGUCGGCCGAAGUACGGACGAUUUGUCGAGGGCGAUCACACAUAGAUCCACGAAGUAUACUGUCACGUUUCGGCGUUUGUGGGAGCUUGACGCGAGUUUUUUCUUGUCAUUAUUUGGCUUCUUCGAGUGAUACCCAGCGCUCUAUCAUAAUAGCAGAUACAUUCAAAAUGCAAAAUAUUAGUAAUGAA
Molecule: messenger RNA, 2707 nt
Organism: Boeremia exigua
Lineage: Eukaryota; Fungi; Ascomycota; Dothideomycetes; Pleosporales; Didymellaceae
Exons: 7
Coding region: 393-2564 (723 amino acids)
Molecular function (GO): protein binding
Source: RefSeq, a predicted model, not a curated record